Molecule: messenger RNA, 2043 nt
Organism: Eimeria tenella
Lineage: Eukaryota; Apicomplexa; Conoidasida; Eucoccidiorida; Eimeriidae
Exons: 1
Coding region: 1-2043 (680 amino acids)
Source: RefSeq, a predicted model, not a curated record
AUGGCACGUAAAGGACCCCCGACACCGGGCAGCCUUUCGAGGGGAUCCCUGGAGGACCAUAAUGACGGAUCUCCUGCAGGAUUAUCUGAGGGUCUUCCUGGGGGACCCUCGUCACAGUUGAACAGUCGGCUGGCCCUUGUGCGGUAUUUGCUCUACCAAGUCAGGACUAGCAGGAGUGCGUACUACCCGGAGAGUAGCAGCGUUGGGGGGGACCCUACCAGUGGGGCAGCCUUCGGGCACAUCUGGGGUGCUUCAGAGAAAGCUGCUGGAGACAGCGCUGCUGAUAUUGCAGCUGCUGGGGCUGCGGGUCUCGCGGACGCUCUCGAUCCCUCAGUACCCGUAUCGGUCUUGCUGCAGUCUGUAGCUGUUCCCAAACUCCCGCCCGACGUUGCUGCUUCUGAUUGUCCACUAGCACCAGCAUCCUCUCCACCGCGAGGGCCCGCAGCAGCAGCAGCAGCAGCAAGCUGGCCAUCUUGGGGCUCGCUAGCUGCUGCAACGACCGCCACUGCAAGCCACGAGGGCUACGAAGCCCUUGAGUUGUAUCUUUGUGAGCGCCUUCUGCCUCUGCUAGAUAGCGCCUUGGCUGCUCUCUGCAACUUCGUGGAGAAACUGCAAGCAGACACAAACCAGUAUGAACAACACCAGCAGCAUCUGCAACAGCAGCAGCAGCAGCAGCAGCGACGGCGGCUUCUCCAGGAACAGCAGCAAGACGACGAAGGCCAGGAACAGCAGCCGCAGGUCGCGGCGGAACUAGAUAUUCAGCAACAGGAGGGUGAAGGGAAAGGGGAGCGGCAGCACCAUCAGGCGCAGCAUGACCGCGAUGAGCAGCCCCAGCAGCCAGACACAAAUUCUGUAGAAGAAAGGGUCCCCACUCCCCGGCUACUCUUAGGUAAGGGGCUCAAGGCGCGAUUUGACCCUCUUGUUUGGCUCGCCCAGUAUUUGCUGCGACACUCAAAAGCAGCAGACAAAUAUGAAGCUGCCACCAGUAGUAGCAGCAGCAGCAGCACAGCUGCAGCAGCAACAGCAACGAUAACAGUACGAAGGGAUGCACCAAAAAAUGGAAAAGCAGCUGCACCAGAAGCAGCAGCGCGCGUUGUUCGUGGCGAGCAUCUGUGUCACUCUGAGUUGCCUCUACUUGCUGCCGUGGCGCGGCAGGUGAGAGAAGAGAGAAACUGGAGGGCACUGGAGGCCGUGAAGCCUCAAAUGCAAAUCUACGUAGAAAACUACCUGCAGCAACAGCGGCAGCAGGAGCAACAGGAGCACGACCCACAAGGCCUGGAGAAGAACGGGCACGAGGGCGAAGGCGAGUAUUCCCAGCGACAGCAACUCAAAAAACUGCACCGGCAGCAAGAGCAGCAGCAACAACAGCAGCAUCCAGAUCAGCAGCAGCAGGACCAAUGUCCGCUAACAGUGGAAGAUCUACACUUCGCGUUGCAAGCCUUAGACACUCUUUGGGGUCUGGAUGAGCAGCACGGAUUGUUUGCUGCUGUUGCUGGAGCAGACGAUGAGACUGAAACGGACCCAUGGAGCCUUCCCAGCAGCUCCAGGGGCAGCAGCCACUCAAGCCGGAUGUUGCUGCUGCCGCUACACGACCCUUCCCACACCAACAGCGCUAACAACAAUAAUAGCGCUAGCAGCAAUGGGAUUAUAGGAGCAUGCAGUGGGGUGCUUCUAGAGGUGGCUGACAGCAACAAUAUCACCUUCCCUGAGUUCUGGCGCUUCAUUGAUGCUUGUCUCCUGGCCUGUCCACCCGUGAAGCAAGCUGCAUUUAACUAUGCGUUUCAAAGGCUGGCAAAGGCACGGCGGCAACAGGAGCAGCAGGACAAGCAGCAACAGGAGCAGCGGCAACAGCAGCAGCAGCUGGAGCAGCUAGUGCAACAGCAGCAGGAAGAAAUAAGUCAGCAACAGCUGAGGCAAGACCAAGAGAUGCUGCAAGAAGAAGCUGAAGUAGAGAGUGGGCUUUCUUCUGACGUGCUACCGAGUCAGAAGAGCAGCGAGAACGAGACCCAGGAGACAGAGCAUCAAGAGCACCAGCAGCAAUGA